CUCGCCUGCGGGGUGAAGCGGCGCCUGAACAGAGCCGCGAAAAACGUUAAGGAAAACUCCAUACACCGUACCCCACAUAUUUGCAGAAACACCCCACCUCGACGAGAAGCUAUAAUUUUCUUCAACAACCAGAGAUACUGCGCCAUCAAUCCCACACCCUUAGAUACGAUCCAGAAAUUCUACACCUGCCGAGGGCCGGCAUUCAACGAUGGCUGCCGAUACAGACGCCAGUGCCCCCACCACCUCUACCAGUGAAGACAACCUCGUGUUGGCUCUGACGGGUAGCUCUACUACUUUGCGGACUCAGAGCCUUGCGCAGCUGAAUGAACGUAUUAAGCGUGGCGAGCUGCCGCUUGAGCAGAUCGGAUCCGUGCUGCGACUGCUCUUCACGAGCCAUCCAUACUACAUUGAUCGGCCGUCACGCAAAGCGGUACGGAAAUGCUUCGAGUCGUUCUGCAAGACGGAAAAGUACUCAGAGGCCUUUGUGAAGCGCAUCAUCCCGGCGAUCAAGAACGAAUCCCAGAAACGCGGCAUUGCCGCGUCAAAUGCGUUUGUUCUCCUCGAAUGGACUUCCGAGCUGUUUCCACAUCUCGCCGCUCUCGGGGAUGCUUCGGGUGCUCCGUUCUCGGACCUUUUGGUGGCUAUGGUGUCUUUGCUGGAUCUCUGUCUGGGCUCCACCGCGAAGCAUAGCAUGAAGGAGCAGGCAUUGCGCACUACGAGACGGGGACUCCGGACCGCCUUCAAGGGUGAGGGCUUUGAGGCGAUCAUUACAGGCAUGGUGGAAAAGCUCGCGGCCAAGGGCUCCUGUCCGACACAUAAGAACGCAUUACUCUUGGGCGUUGUCUGCGGUGUGUCCGCUAGGCUUCCGAAGCCCAAAGAAGUGUUGACGGGCGUCAAGAAGGAUAUCUUCGCAUUCUACACACGAGAGAUUCUUGGAUCGCGAACAAUUAUUCCAAAUCAUAUUUCCGGUGCCCUGGAGGACUUCUUCUCAAACUUCGUUUCCGGCGAGGAGUUUGAGGCCGAGCUUCUGCCACCCCUCGAAAAGGGAUUGCUACGGUCGCCCGAGAUCUUACUCAACGACGUGGUGUCGCCACUGCUGUGCUCACUCUCUGCGGAGAUUGAUCUUGCGAAACCUCUGCACGAGAAACUGUUGAAGCAGUUCCUCUCAUGCAUCAAAUCCACUAAUCCUGUCAUCCGGAAUGGUGCGGCAUCAGCAUUCAAGACAGCCGUGGGAAAAUCCAAGGACGAGGCCGUGCUUGAGAAAGUUACGACUGAGAUCCUCGGUCCCUUGAAAACCGGCAAGAUCUCAUCAGCGGAUCAGAGAGUGUUGUACGCUCACAUGUUGGACACACUUCCCUUGUCGACAGUUUUAUCCAACCUGGUUCCUACUGGAUUGGCUGGCCUGGUGGUUAAGGAACCCAACGAGGCUACGGUUACGGCAAUUGUCUCCACCUUUGUCAGGCAUCUGUCCUACGGCCUCAAGGGUGACGCGGCCAUCGACAAAUCGAUUGUGGAUGCCAUAAACAAGGGCUUGACCGAUAAACGGCCUACUGUACGACGAACGUGGUUCACCAAAAUCGGCAGUAUGAUCUGGGAUGUUUCCGGAGAUGCAUCCGCGGGUUUCCGGGAGUUCUGUCAAGGUAUCGCCGGAAAGCUUUCCGAGGUUUUCAACGAAGUUGCAGCAAACCCCACGCCUGCCACGCAGAGUGGUCUUGUCGUCGCUGGCUAUGUCGUCGCCGCGGUUGCUCUCGAUCGGUUCUCGGCCUGGAACGACCCGAAGAUUGGUUCCCUGAUCAAGAAUGCCAACAUCGCAGAGGCUUGUCUUGCUGUGACUCCCAAGGUCUCCUUCUUGCUCAACCCCAAGGUUUACUCGAAGCUCUCGUCUGAUGAAGAUCACCGAUGGGCAAUCCGAGCCCUCGCCGCGACUGCGAGCUAUGUCAUCUAUGAGAAGAGCCACUCGGACAUGUGGGCUUCUGCCUUCUUGUACCUGAUUUCCACAGCCUCCGCCAGCCCUCAAUGCCGUAAAGAAGCUACAGCUGCUCUUGCAACAGUGUACCUCAAGCACCCGGAGGCCAUUGGUAAGAUUAUUUUGAGCGGAGUAUGGCAGUGGGUGAAGCAAUUGGAGCAUGGUUAUAAGGAUACACCGGCGGCUUUAUCGAAAACGAGAGGAAUCUACUUGAAGAGCGCGAUAUAUGCAAUAGCACUACCAGCCAAUGUUGCAAGUGGGGGAUUGGAAGUCGGUGCUGUUCGCGACGAAGAAACGGUGAAGAGCCUUCUCGUGGACCUUACUGUCAUCUCCCACCACGAGCUUGUCGGCGUGGAUUGGAUCAAUCUCUGCCAGAGAUCAAAUGUUGACCCCGGACAACUGUCGGCGGAGAAAGCGUCAAGGCUGGUCAACGAGAUCAAGAUGUACACGGGACUGAGUGGAAGGUCGGUGUACAUCAUGGACGCGGCACUAAAAGCAACUGCUACUUUGGCCUUUGUCGCACCAGAAACAAUCACACCUCUAAUUGUCAAGCUGCUGGAAAGCGACCUGGAUCCUGCCCUCCUCAAGGGCAUCGGCCCAACCGAGGUUUCGAUCUGGAGAACACCUGCUGGAACUGGAAUCCCUUUCGUUGACGUACUGGCGAAAUCUGGACCCAAGAUUGUGGAGAAAUCCAAGGAUGCUGAAACCCUCAAAUGGGAGGCCGAGCUCAGGGCUCAACUUGCUCAGAAGAAAGGCUCCGAGCGGAAACUGACAGCCGACGAAAAAGUAAGGGUAGAGGAGCAACUCGCGAAGGAGGCGGUCAUCAGAACCAGGCUUUCGGAAAUAGAAGUACGGCUUAGUCGAGGCGUUGGUAUUAUCCAACAUCUCGCCGAGGGAGCUCCCACUGCCGUAGAGAUUUGGAUGUAUAAGGCGGUGAAGGCUCUCCUGCAGAGUUUGGAGGCAGGUGCGGGAAUGAUAGUUCAGGAUAAAGGAAUCAAAGCUUUUCUCGCUUGUUCAGAGCAUGUAUCUCCAAGACUGGGUGCUUUGAGGCCGUUCAUUGGUAUUGCCAGUCUCCGAGCCUUGGGUGUAGGGGAAAUUCCCGAGGAGUACUGUGAAGAAACGCUUGGGGCCCAAGCAAUGCGUCUCCUGUACAGACUUCGAGUCUCCGGAGAACAGCGUCCAUUCGAUACGACUUCGUUGUUUUACAUCCUGCCCAUGGUUUUGUUGACCAUGAACAAGGGGGGACUUGGUGCCGAGUCCCAAGAUGAGGUGGAUGAACAAGUUGUGCUGGCAUUGGACUUCAUUGCUUUCCAUACCCAAGUUUGCUCGAGCCCACUGCUGCCACGAGAUGAGGUGCUUCAGUGCUUGAUUUUCUCGAUGCAGCGGUACUCUGCCCUCUACAAGCCAUUCAAGGACUGCUUCCUGGAUAUGUGUCGAUGCAUAUCUGACUCCAUCACCGACGAUGAAAUUGAUAUUCUCAUCAACGGGACCAUCAACCCGGAAGUCAACGUCCGGACAGCAUGUUUACAGGCAAUCGACGCAGAAAUAGAUCUCACGCACCUCGAAUUCUCCGAGAAGUUGUGGCUGGCAUGCCACGACGAAGUGGAACAAAACGUGGAGAUUGCGCAGACGAUAUGGGAAGAGAGCAGCAUGGCAGCUACGAAGGAUACCGCCCUCAAAAUGAUACCCUAUUUGGAUUCCCAGGACAAGCAGCUCCGUGGAGCUGCUUCGAGAGCGUUGGCCGCUGCCGUCCACUCGUUCCCUGAGUCUUCUAACGACGUUGUCGCGGCGCUGGUAAACCUGUACCGCGAAAAGGCGAAACCUUUGGUGCCGCAGUACGACGAGUAUGGCAUGCUCAAGAAGAGUGAUAACAAGGACCCAUGGGAGGCUCGAAGUGGUGUUGCCUUGGCGCUGAAGGCACUGGCAGAGCUGUUCGAUCACAACAAGCUGGUCGAAUUUUCCCGAUUCUUGAUCGAUGAGGGUGCCUUGGCCGACCGAUAUCCCUUGGUGAGGGACGAAAUGAUCGAUGCCGCGUCGUCUAUCAUCAACGCGCAGGGUGCGCACCAGAUUGAGGAGCUCAUGCAAAUAUUCGAAGGGACCCUGGAGGCUCCCGAUGAUGGUUCUGCGGUGCGAGACAGAAUCAACGAGGCGGUGAUUAUCCUUUACGGUGCACUGGGUAGACAUUUGGGUGCCGGAGAUCCUAGAAUUUCCGCCGUCAUCGAAAGGUUGCUGGCAACACUCGAAGUGCCCAGUGAGACUGUUCAGUACGCUGUCGCCGAGUGUCUACCGCCGCUGAUCAAAGCAUUGAGAGAGAAGGCAUCUGGCUAUAUUCAACAGAUGUUGGAGCAGCUCUUUAACGCGAAAGCCUAUGCUGCAAGACGUGGUGCAGCAUAUGGUCUCGCCGGUAUCAUCAAGGGAUGCGGUAUCUCAGCGUUGAAGGACUUCAGGGUUAUGCAGAGUCUGCGAGCAGCGAUCGAAGACAAGAAAAGCACUAGCUCCCGACAGGGAGCCCUCUUUGCGUUCGAGCUCUUUUCUUUGAUCCUCGGGCGUGUUUUCGAGCCAUACGUCAUUCAGAUCUUGCCUAUGCUGCUCUCAAGUUUCGGUGAUCCAGUGAUCGACGUGCGAGAAGCAUGCUCAGACGCGGCGAAGGUGUGCUUUUCCAGUCUCAGCUCUUACGGUGUCAAGGUCAUUCUACCGGAUCUCUUGGAAGGCUUGGACGAUCAGGCCUGGCGAAGCAAGAAGGGUGCUUGCGAAACUCUUGGAGCUAUGGCUUAUCUCGCGCCUCAUCAACUGGCCAUCAGUCUACCGGAGAUCAUUCCUCCGUUGACGACUGUGCUCAAUGACUCCCAUAAAGAAGUUAGAGCCGCAGCGAAUAGGAGUUUGAAGAAGUUCGGCGAAGUCAUCAGCAAUCCCGAGAUCAAGGCUCUCACGAGCAUUCUUCUCAAGGCUCUCAGCGACCCUACGAAGUAUACCGACGAAGCUUUGGAUCAGUUGCUCAAGGUGCAAUUCGUCCAUUACUUGGACUCGCCCUCGCUUGCGCUGGUUGCUCGUAUUUUGGAACGUGGACUGAAUGACAGAUCAACCACCAAGCGAAAAGCCGCCCAGAUUAUCGGAUCAUUGGCACAUCUUACCGAGAGGAAGGACUUGAUGGUGCACAUCCCGAUCUUGGUCGGUGGCUUGAAGCAGGCCAUUGUGGAUCCUGUUCCCUCGACUCGUGCCACGGCAUCCAAGGCCCUGGGUUCGCUGAUCGAGAAGCUCGGAGAGGAUGCUCUGCCAGACAUCAUCCCUGGACUGAUGAACACUCUGAAAUCGGACACCGGCGCAGGAGACCGUCUGGGUUCUGCCCAAGCACUGUCAGAAGUAUUGGCCGGACUGGGUACUCAGCGUCUGGAGGAGACUCUGCCUACGAUUCUCCAGAACGCCGGCAGCUCGAAAGCCGCAGUGCGGGAAGGUUUCAUGUCGCUGUUCAUCUUCUUGCCGGCCUGCUUCGGAAACUCUUUCAGUGCAUACCUCAACCGUAUCAUUCCCCCGAUUCUCGCGGGUCUUGCGGAUGAUGUCGAAAGCAUUCGGGAGACCUCGCUCAGGGCUGGUCGUCUGCUCGUCAAGAACUUCGCGACUAGGGCUAUUGAUCUGUUGCUACCUGAGCUGGAGCGUGGUCUUGCUGACUCGAACCACCGCAUUCGUCUUUCCUCCGUUGAGUUGGUCGGCGAUCUACUCUUCAACCUCACGGGUAUCACGAAGACGGAUGAUAUGGAGGAAGACGAGGAGGCCUCCGGUGAAAUCAACAACUCGCUGCUGGAGAUCCUCGGACAAGAGAAGCGGGAUAAGGUCCUCUCUGCUUUGUACAUCUGCCGCUGCGAUACCAGUGGUCAAGUCAGGCUUGCCGCUGUUGGAGUAUGGAAGGCUUUGGUCUCCAGCCAGAAGACGCUCAAGGAGCUGGUUCCUGCACUUACUCAACUCAUCAUCAGGCGGUUGGCUAGCUCGGAUCUCGAACAGAGGGUCAUUGCUUCGCAAGCUCUCGGAGAGCUCAUUCGCAAGGCCGGUGAAGGAGUUUUGUCGACGCUUCUGCCCUCGCUUGACGAUGGACUGAAGCUAGCAACUGAUCCGGAUUCCAAGCAGGGUAUUUGCAUUGCCCUCAAGGAGUUGAUCGUUUCUACAGUACCCGAGGCUUUGGAGCCCUACGAGAGCACGCUCGUAUCUAUCGUUCGGACUGCCCUGGUCGAUUCCAACGGCGAUGUUAGAGAGGCGGCGGCCGAAGCAUUUGAAACUCUUCAGAAAGUCAUUGGAAAGAGAGCGGUCGACCAGGUGCUACCUCAUCUGCUCAGCCUUCUUCAGUCGGAGGACGACGCAGACAAUGCACUGGCUGCACUUCUUACCCUUCUCACGGAGCAGACGAGGUCGAACAUCAUCUUGCCGGUUCUCAUCCCGACAUUGCUGUCACCGCCUAUCACGCGUUUCAACGCAAAGGCGCUGGCAUCACUCGCUCGUGUCGCUGGCUCGGCAUUGAACAGACGCCUCCCGCACAUCAUGAACGCUUUGAUGGAUGCUAUUGUUGCAAGCAAGGAUGCAGAGCUGCUCGAGGAUCUCGGCGAAUCAUUCGAUGCCGUGAUUCUCUCCGUCGACGAGUUCGAUGGUCUGAACACUACGAUGAUCGAGAUGCUGAAGCUGGUCAAGCACGAUGACCAUCGCAAGCGUGCGGUUGCUUGCAAUCACUUCGCGAAAUUCUUUGCUGAAACGGACUUGGACUACAGCCGAUACCUACAGGACUGCAUCCGCGCCCUGCUUAUCUCGUUUGACGAUUCGGAUAAGGAGGUGGUCAAGGCUGCAUGGAAUGCCCUCAACGAGCUUACCAAGAAGCUUCGGAAGGAGGAGAUGGAGUCACUCGUGUUCUCCACCAGACAGGUCUUGCAGCAGGUUGGGGUCAAGGGCGCCAACUUGCCAGGUUUCCAACUGCCAAAGGGAAUCAACGCCAUUCUUCCAAUCUUCUUACAAGGUCUGAUGUAUGGAACUCCCGAGCAACGCACUCAGUCUGCACUCGCUAUCUCUGAUAUCAUCGACCGCUCGAGCGGCGAUUCUCUGAAGCCAUUCGUCACCCAGAUCACCGGACCUCUCAUUCGUGUUGUGUCGGAACGCAGUGUCGACGUCAAAGCCGCCAUCCUGCUCACUCUCAAUUCUCUGCUGCUCAAGAUCCCCACGCACCUCAAGCCAUUCUUGCCGCAGCUGCAGCGGACAUUCGCAAAGAGCUUGGCGGAUACGUCCAGCGAGACUCUGCGAACCCGCGCGGCGAAAGCGCUGGGCACGUUGAUCACGUUGACGCCCAGAAUCGACCCGCUUAUUUCAGAGCUUGUUACUGGUGCUAGAACCACGGAUGCGGGAGUUAAAGAUGCUAUGCUGAAGGCGCUGUAUGAGGUCGUUGGUAAGGCGGGUGGGAAUAUGGGUGAAGCUUCCAAGACUUCUAUCUUGUCCCUGGUCGAGAAUGAUCUGGAUGAGGAUGAUGAGGCUACCGCUAUCGCGAGUGCGCGUUUACUCGGUGUGCUAGUACGGCAUCUGAGCAAAGACGAAGCCUCGAAAGUGCUGAAGAGUCGUGCGUUGAACCCGGCAUACACCAGGGUUUCUGUGUUGGGCUUGAACGCUGUCUUACUCGAGUCACCCACUGUGCUCCAGGAGUCUACGUUCGCCGACGAUACUGCCCAUAUCAUUGUCAAUGGAAUCGGUCACAAGACACCUUACGUCUCGGACAACUGUACUCUGGCUGCUGGAAAGUACCUGCUCUCCGAAAACACCAGCAAGGGCUUUGAGACGGUGAAGAGUAUUCUCGAGGCGCUAGCCACGGCGAUUAAGGGACCAGCCAGCAACUCAACUGACACCAAGCGGCUGGCACUGGUUGUGGUACGGACAAUCGCGCGCAAGCACGAAGAGCUCGUACGACCCCAUCUCUCGAUCCUAGCGCCCGCCAUUUUCUCGUGCGUCCGCGAUAUGGUGAUUCCCGUCAAGCUGUCGGCAGAACAAGCCUUCAUCGCAAUGUUCCAGGUGGCGCAGAAGGGCGAUGCCAUCUUUGACAAGUACAUCACGACAGUGGAGGGCCCGCAGAAACGCAGCAUGACCGACUACUUCAAGCGUGUGGCGGUGAAGUUAGCGGCCGCAGAGAAGGAUAGAGAUGAGGCGGGUGGAGCGGGUUUGGGAUUGAAUAGCGAUGAGGACGAGGAUAUGAAGGAGAUCAUGGGUGUUGGGUUCGGUGCUUAGAUUACCUAGCACUGUGGGAUGGAUAAAAAGUGGAUAUAUUUUUUGUUGGGUUUUCUUUUUCAGUUGUACGGGGGGUUUUUAUUAUGGGGGUUUUCUUUUUAUGUUAUGUUGGGGACAUGGUGGUUUCUACCAAUCAAUACCAACGUUUUUGUAAAACAUCUCUUUGCUUUGGAUCAAGGCGAACCUGUUCAAAACCUGCU
Molecule: messenger RNA, 8409 nt
Organism: Tricharina praecox
Lineage: Eukaryota; Fungi; Ascomycota; Pezizomycetes; Pezizales; Pyronemataceae
Product: armadillo-type protein
Exons: 10
Coding region: 209-8209 (2666 amino acids)
Biological process (GO): cellular response to amino acid starvation; regulation of translation
Cellular component (GO): cytosol
Molecular function (GO): protein kinase regulator activity
Source: RefSeq, a predicted model, not a curated record